Molecule: messenger RNA, 1326 nt
Organism: Erythranthe guttata (spotted monkey flower)
Lineage: Eukaryota; Viridiplantae; Streptophyta; Magnoliopsida; Lamiales; Phrymaceae
Biological process (GO): cellular response to heat; regulation of transcription by RNA polymerase II
Cellular component (GO): nucleus
Molecular function (GO): RNA polymerase II cis-regulatory region sequence-specific DNA binding; DNA-binding transcription factor activity
Source: RefSeq, a predicted model, not a curated record
AUUGAUGUAGAGAAUGAAGAAGUAAUGAGUAGAAUUAUGCUUCUACUCACAGGUUUAAUGUGCAUUAGCCCUCCACCUUUGAUCUUAUUUGAAAGUACAGAAAUCAAGGGUCCUGAUUUCGAUGAAGGUGGGACACAUCAAAACCUAUAAAAUGCAGAUUGUUUCUUCCGAAAACUCGCUAUCACUGAAAUAUAGAAAGUUGGGGGAGAAAAAAGAAUGGAUUUUGAGACAGCCCAGAUGCUGAAAAGUACUCAAACCGAAAACGCAAGCCCCGGUGGUGGAGUGGGAGGAGUUGUCGGUGGAGACGAAGUUGUGAGCGAAACAGGGCAACAAUGGGGGUUGAGGCCCCCUCCUCCGUUUCUGGUGAAGACCUUCGAAGUUGUGGAUGAUCCACAAACUAACUCGAUCAUAUCAUGGAAUUCGACUGGCACCACUUUCAUAAUAUGGGAUCAUAACAAAUUUUCGUCCGAGUUUCUUCCAAGGCUUUUCAGGACCAACAAUUUGUCCAGCUUCAUCUAUCAGCUCAACAACUAUGGAUUCAAGAAGGUGUGUUGGGAGAGAUACGAGUACGAGAAUCAGUUGUUUCAAGCAGGGAAGAAGCAUUUGCUCAAAGACAUCAAAAGAAGGAACCAGCAACCUCAACUCGGCAAGAGAAAACGGGCCCAUUUUGCUACAGACGACAAUUUGACGAAUGAUGCAAUGAAGACAAAGCUCGAGGCUGUGAUGAACGAGCAAAAAGACGUGAAAUUUAAAAUCAAGAAGCUCGGAGAGACUCUAGAAAAAAUGAAAGAGCAGCUUGCGAAUAUGGAAAAGAACACGAGAGAUGAAGAUAUCGAAGAAGGGGGUGGGAAAAUUGGCGACUUUUUGAAGCAGUUUAUGCAAUGCAUAAACGACUCGGAGAAGGCACGAUUGGAUGGUUCCUCGAGCACGGGACUUACAGUGGAGCUCGAAGAAAAGGAGGUGAAAGAAAAAAGUCCAGAAGAAGAUGCGGAAAAUUCUGGGUUUUGGAAGAACGUGAUGGAGAAUGUCGAACAAGGGGGAGACGGAGAGGGGGUUUUGGCCCCUCACCAUUCCAAAGCCAUUGUCGAACUUGAAGAGAUGAUGGCAUCAGAUGUUGCAAUGCAGAAAGAAGUUAUGACUGCGAAGCCCUACGAUCUUAACGUCGAGGAAGACGGCCUCCUCGAAUUGUGGACCUAAAAAUUCAACUCUAUCAUCUUCUUCACUCAGCACUUUCUGUUAGUUGACAGUUAUUUACUAGUUUAUAUACCAAUGUUUCUUUUUUUUUUUUUUUUUUUCUAAUAUUUAUCUACUGCCUUAUUUAUCUUA